CAGGCCCAGGCUGCAGAGUCCAGCUGUCCAUGCACCACCAGCCAGGUCUUCCCAGGGAUUAAACGUGACAAGGGUGUCAAGCAAUGAGCGCAGUGACUGCCCAGCUCUGAUUCCUCGUUUGUAAAAGGAGAGCUGGGCGGCUGAGCCCAGAAGGUUCUUCCUGAGCUGACCUUGUAAGUCACAGGGAAUUGCAUCAUUUCCAAGUACCCAUGGCAGAUGACGGGGCCAUCCUCAAGGUCACCAGGGACCUGAAAGCUGCUGUCUCUGCCAUCCUCCAGGGCUAUGGGGAUGGGCAGGGGCCAGUGACAGAUGCCAGUGCUGAGCUGCACAGAUUCUGCGGCUGCCUGGAGCUGCUGUUGCAGUUUGACCAGAAAGAGCAAAAGAGCUUCCUGGGCCCUCCGAAGGAUUACUGGGACUUCCUCUGCACUGCCCUGCGGCGGCAGCGAGGGGACACUGAGCAGACUCGCUUCAUCUACUCACAGGAGAAGCUGAAGACCCCUCUGGGCAGAGGCCGCGCCUUCAUCCGCUUCUGUCUAGCCCAUGGACAGCUGGCCGAGUCCCUGCAGCUCUGCCUCCUGAGCCCAGAGCUCAUCAGGGAAUGGUACGGCCCUCGGAGCCCUCUCUUGUGCCCUGAACUCCGGGAAGACAUCCUGGACUCUCUCUACAUGCUCAAUGGGGUAGCCUUUGACCUGGACCUGCAGCGGCCGGACCUGGAUGGUGCCUGGCCCAUGUUCUCGGAGUCCCGCUGCUCCAAUUCCAGCUGGACCCAGAGAAGAAGACCCAGAAAGACCAAAGAUUCCCCAAAGAUCUUAGCAGCAUUUGGAGGCCCCAAAGGAGUCCAGCUGGAGGAGCCACUCACCACUCAAGCCAGCUGUCUACAAGAUGCCCCCAGAGGAGGCCAACCGGCUGGACUUCCCAGGUCUCAGCAACACAGACAUGUUCCCUCCUGUUUGGAAAAGCAGAUAAAAGAUUCCAGGAGCCUUGGUUUCCUCCAGGAGCAGGAGGAGCUUCAGCCAGACCUGGAGGAAGGAGCUCCAAGGUCCACCAAGAAAUUCCUAGAGAAGCCAAGAGCCAGCAUGAUGCCAAAGAAGGUGGGGGCCAAGGAGGCUCAGAAGGAGGUGACAGGGAUGGCAGCUGAAGGCACAGGGAUUCUGCCAGGUGCAGAGGUUCAGAGAACAAAAGGGGUCCAUGGAGAAGAAACAGAGUGGGGUCCCACUCAGAGGUUGCUGGUCUUCGGCCCCAGAGUGAAGACGGAGGGAGCAAUAGCAGGCAGCAGGCUGGGGUGGGAGGAGCCUAACAUUCUGGGGGAGUUCUGGGUCCCCCAGGACCCGGGAACAAAGGAAGACCCCACCACAGAAGAGCCACAAGAACAAAAAGGAGUGACUGGUAUGACCAGUGGGGAGGACCAAGCAGAGGAGCCCUUGCAGGACAUAGUCAAGAACCUCAGACUUGGGCUCCAGAAGGCUGAAGAGCAGACCCAGCGCCAGGAGCAGCUACUGAAGGCACAGGAGGGGGAGCUGCAGGCCCUUCAGGAGCAGCUCAGCAGAUGUCAGGAGGAGAGAGCCCGGCUGCAGGCACAGCUGGAGCAGCAGCACCAGGAGGCUGAGAGGAGGGACGCCCUGUACAAGGAGGAGCUCGGAGGGCAGCGGGACCUGGUCCAGGCCAUGAAGAUGAGGGUGCUGGAACUGACUCAUGAGAAGGACCGCCAGUGGCAGAGGCUGCAGCAGCUCUCCUCCGUGGUGCCCGCCGUCUGCGUUGGCUGCGGCAAGGUCUUCAGCAGGCUGUCCCGGCGGUAUCCCUGCAGGCUCUGCGGAGGCCUGGUAUGUCAUGCCUGCUCUGCGGAUUACAAGAAGAAGGAGCGCUGCUGCCCACCGUGUGCCCAGGGAGGAGAAGCCCAGGUCACCUGAAAGAGCAACCCAGGAUCAGCCACCCCGCACCUACAACCACACCCCAGUCCUCUCCCUUCCCUGCCUCUUCCAAGUCCUCUGGUCUGUCGGGCCUCAUGUUCUAGAAGCUGGUGAGCAAAGCAAAGCUGGUGCCGCACCCCAGUGUAGGGACAGCGGCAGUCGGGGUGACAGUCUGAAGACAUUUCUAGCCCUGCAUGUCCCACAUGGAUGAGCAGAGUAGCACAUGCCCCUGGCUCUCAGGGCUUUGCCACUAAUGUGAGGGAGGUGGCCUACAGCCUGUCUACAAAGUCCUUCAAGGCACAGAAAAUCCAUGGCCAUACUUAAAAGCCCAGGCCCUGAUGGUUCCCCAGAACCUCCCCCCAUCACCCAGCUGCGCUGCCUACCCCAUGCACAAGGAGUGAAGCUUGCACAGAUACCACUUCUGCAGUAGCUUCUGGUCUAAUCUGCUUCACGGAUCUGUGUUUGAUUCCUUUUGUUUUAACUUUAACAGAUUUACUGAGGUGCUACUGACAUAUAAUAAACGUGAUGGAAUUUUUGCAUUUUGAAAAAUCUGAGAAACCGUCACCACAGUCACUUCCAUGUCCAUCAGCCCCAAGGUUUGCUCACACCCUUUCAUGAUCACUGUCCCUCCAAGCCCAGAACACCACCAGCCCUGCUUCCUGUCACCCCAGACUAAUAUGUAUUUUCUAGAAUGCUAUAUAAAUGAAACCAUACACUA
This is a messenger RNA of Marmota flaviventris (yellow-bellied marmot), 2625 nucleotides long. It is a transcript of the gene Rufy4, whose product is annotated as RUN and FYVE domain containing 4. Gene Ontology annotation, biological process: autophagosome assembly; positive regulation of macroautophagy. Gene Ontology annotation, molecular function: metal ion binding; phosphatidylinositol-3-phosphate binding. NCBI's taxonomy places the organism in Eukaryota, Metazoa, Chordata, Mammalia, Rodentia, Sciuridae. Gene Ontology annotation, cellular component: autophagosome. The record is from RefSeq and is a predicted model, not a curated record.